GGAGAAGGCUAUGAAGAGAGAAAUGGUGAGAAAGAACACAGAGAGAAGAGAAGAAGGCAUCGCAGUAGCGAUUGAUCGAGACAAAGGAAGCCAAAACGCUUUGAAAUGGGCGAUCGAUAACCUUAUAACCCGAGCCCAGACCCUUACUCUUGUUCAUGUCAGAGUCAAACACGUUCCUACUCCUCCCUUCUCGGGAUCCACACCUAGUGCUAAGCAUGGGGACGACGUGAAGGAUUUGUUUCUUCCAUUCCGCUGCUUUUGCGCCCGAAAGGAUAUAAACUGCGAAGACGUCAUCUUGGACGACGUCGAUGCAUCUAAAGGUUUAAUCAACUACGUGACUGAGAACACGAUUGAAACUCUAGUACUCGGUGCAUCUAAGACCAAUCUAUUAAGGAGGUUUAAAGCACCAGAUGUCCCAAGCUCAGUCAUGAAAGGGGCACCAAAUUUCUGUACAGUAUAUGUAAUUUCUAGAGGGAAAAUCUCGUCAGCAAGACCAGCUACAUGUUCACCUCCGAGACCCCUAGUACCACAACAACAAUUACAGACUCAGCCUAGAAACAGGGCCGACAUUGGCUACCCCAAGCCUUACACUAAUGCUAGAGCUGAUAGGAGACAACAAGCACCGCAAAGAAUGCAGGAUGAGAUGGAGAUCAGGUCUGUAUUCAGCAGAAGGGGAUAUGAAGGCACUUACCAGCCCUUAAUAAUGGAUUCCGACAUAUCAUUUGUGAGCAGUGGAAGACCGAGCGUGGAUCAGAUGUUUCCGGCCUUUUCUGACAAUCUGGAUGUUGGAUUGACUUCCAUUCAGCUCUCAAACUGCAGCUCUGAGUUCGAUGAAGGCAGAUGGAGCAGAUCGGGAUUAACUCCCACCCGACUCUCAACAAGCUCUGAGUUCGAAGACAACAAACGCGGCAAACCCAUAUUGACUCCAACCCGGCUCUCAACAAGCUCUGAGAUUGAAGACAACAGAUGGGGCAAACCACCCGUUUUCACUCCGACCCGACUCUCAACCAGCUCUGACCAUGAAGACAACAGAUGGAGCAAAGCUGGAAUAACUCCGACCCAGCUCUCAACCAGCUCCGAGUGCGAAGACAACAGGUUGAGCUUCACUGCAUCCUACACUUCUGAAAACCAAUCAAUAGAUCUCUCGUCAUAUCCAGAAUUCUCGUCAAGCUCGCUAGAAAGCGGGGCAGUCUCAUGGUCAAUCCAGAGCCUGGAUGAGGUUGAAGCUGAGAUGAGAAGGCUGAAACUGGAGCUCAAGCAGACAACAGACAUGUACAGCAAUGUCUGCAAGGAAGCAGUCGCUGCAAAGAAGAAGGCUACAGAGUUACACCAAUGGAAAGAAGAGAAGACUCAGAAACUAGAAGAGGUAAGACUUGCCAAAGAAGCAGCACUAGCAUUGGCUGAGAGUGAGAAGUCAAAGUGCAGAGCAGCCAUAGAGGCUGCUGCAGCAGCUCAGAGAAUCACAGAACUUGAAGCUCAGAAGAGAAAGCAAGCAGAAAUAACAGCCCUCAGAGAAGCAGAGGAGAAGAAAAAGGUAUUGAGUGCUUUAAUCCAAGACGAUGUGAGGUUUAGGAAAUACACAAUCGAGGAGAUUGAGCAAGCCACAGAAAACUUCUCGGAUUCUCGCAAGAUUGGAGAAGGAGGCUAUGGACCUGUUUACAAAGGCACUCUAGAUCAUACACCAGUGGCAAUAAAAGUGUUACGACCAGACGCAGCACAAGGAAGAUCACAGUUCCAGCAAGAGGUAGAAGUACUGACCUGCAUGAGACAUCCAAACAUGGUUCUCCUUGUUGGAGCCUGCCCAGAAUAUGGCUGUCUAGUCUAUGAAUACAUGGCCAAUGGUAGCUUAGACGAUCGUCUUUCACGACGAAGCAACACUCCAGUUCUUCCUUGGCAACUAAGAUUCCGCAUAGCGGCUGAAAUUGCCACCGGUCUUCUUUUCCUUCACCAGACGAAACCAGAGCCACUGGUGCACCGUGACCUGAAACCAGGCAACAUUUUACUCGACAAGAACUUCAUUAGCAAAAUUUCCGAUGUCGGGUUGGCGAGGCUCGUCCCUCCAUCAGUAGCGGACACCAUGACUCAGUAUAGAAUGACGGCAACUGCCGGAACAUUCUGUUAUAUAGAUCCAGAAUAUCAGCAAACUGGAAUGUUGGGGACCAAAUCAGACAUAUACUCACUCGGGAUUAUGCUUUUGCAAAUAAUCACAGCCAAGCCACCCAUGGGUUUGACUCAUUAUGUCGAGAGAUCAAUUGAGAAGGGAACUUUCGCUGAGAUGCUAGACCCUGCUGUUCCUGACUGGCCUGUGGAAGAGGCCCUGGUAUUUGCAAAACUGGCUCUACAAUGUUCAGAACUAAGGCGAAAGGACAGACCCGACCUAGGUAAGGUCGUAUUGCCAGAGCUUAACAGGCUGAGAGCUCUAGCUGAAGAAAACAUGCCUCUCACAUUUGGAGGAAGUGAACGGCAUUCAUCCAACAGCAGCCGGAAUAACAGCCAGACGAACAGCCAAACAUCCAUGGCUUCCUCCCAAGAGCUAUUGAGUGAUGUGCAGCUACAAUAUGGAUAUGAGAGCGCAAAGAGCCAUGCCAGCAUGCCAUCCAGCGGAGGAAGCACAUAAUUAAGAU
Tarenaya hassleriana is the source of this 2624-nucleotide messenger RNA. Its product is annotated as U-box domain-containing protein 52. The transcript has 10 exons. Gene Ontology annotation, molecular function: ATP binding; protein kinase activity. Bases 11 to 2617 code for a protein of 868 amino acids. The record is from RefSeq and is a predicted model, not a curated record. Gene Ontology annotation, biological process: protein phosphorylation. NCBI's taxonomy places the organism in Eukaryota, Viridiplantae, Streptophyta, Magnoliopsida, Brassicales, Cleomaceae.